Messenger RNA from Myxocyprinus asiaticus (Chinese sucker), 1539 nucleotides. Its product is annotated as cold-inducible RNA-binding protein B-like. The coding region runs from base 94 to 660 and encodes 188 amino acids. The record is from RefSeq and is a predicted model, not a curated record. Gene Ontology annotation, cellular component: spliceosomal complex. The transcript is spliced from 7 exons. Gene Ontology annotation, biological process: positive regulation of mRNA splicing, via spliceosome. Gene Ontology annotation, molecular function: RNA binding. NCBI's taxonomy places the organism in Eukaryota, Metazoa, Chordata, Actinopteri, Cypriniformes, Catostomidae.
GUGUCUGUUCUCUGCGUCUUUGAGGUCCUGAUCGCGCGGGAGACGCACACACCACUACAGCAUCCAUAACUGCGACAUAACAGAUCAGUCGCGAUGUCUGACGAAGGGAAGCUGUUUAUCGGCGGUCUGAGUUUCGAUACCACCGAACAGUCGCUAGAGGACGCGUUCUCCAAAUAUGGUGUUAUCACCAACGUUCAUGUGGCCCGAAACCGAGAAACCAACCGGUCCAGAGGAUUCGGCUUCGUUACCUUUGAGAAUCCCGAUGAUGCAAAAGAUGCACUUGAAGGAAUGAAUGGAAAGUCUGUUGAUGGCCGGACGAUUCGUGUGGAUGAAGCUGGUAAGGGUGGCGGUGGCGGCGGACGAUCGGGUGGCGGAUCCUAUAGAGGUGGUGGAGGAGGAGGAGGAAGAGGUGGCGGUGGAGGAUUCUUCAGAGGGGGUCGAGGAAGAGGAGGCCCGAGAGGUGGUGGCGGUUAUGGAGGCGGUGACCGCGGUUACGGAGGGGACCGUAGCUAUGGCAGCGGAGGAGGUUACAAAAGUGGAGGUGGAGGCGGGUACUCUUCCGGAGGGGGCGGCGGCUACAGCCGAGACCGGGGUUCAGGUUAUGGUGAUCGGGGCGGGUCUUACAGAGAUGGCUAUGAUAGUUAUGCUGCUCAAGACUAAACCCAAGACGCGACACAUCACUGGCUGAACUUUCUAAAGACUGUGCUGUAGCUGGCUCUCUCUCUCUCUCUCUCUCUCUCUCUCUCUCUCUCUCUCUCUCUCUCUCUCUCUCUCUCUCUCUCUCUCUCUCUCUCUCUCUCUCUCUCUCUCUCUCUCUCUCUCUGUGUGUGUUUUUCUUUUAUAUAUCAAGUACUCUUGAGGGGGGAAAAGGCCAUUUAUCUUCAUUGGCUGUGAAUGUUAUCAUGUUACUUGGAAGAGAAUCUGCUCAAUGAGCCUCAUUUAAACCUUUAAAAACGUAAAAUGUGCGAAUGCUGACCAAACCUUGUGUCUGCUGCUGUUGGUAUCGGUCCUGCAGAGAUUUAAUUUGCUUUUAUGGGGAGUGAAGAGUAUCUUUGGUGUGAUUUAACCUCUUUUUAGGCUCUUUUUGUAUUUUGUCAUUUUAUUUGUAAGCAUCUGAUACAAGUACUAGUUCUCUGCACCAGCACGGUGCACGUUACGUCAGCGGAGAGGCUGUUCUUUUGAAAUGAAUGGCUCCUUUUAAUAGCUGUAAGGAAAUCUAUUGUCCAUGUUCAGUUCCCAAAAAUGAAUUCCUUGCAGACUGGUGACGGCUGCGCAGCUGGAGUGGGCAGACACUGGUGCAGAUGUGCUAAUUCUUGCUCCGCCUGAGGUAUCUGUCUCUGCUCCACGCCUGCAUUUUAAAAACUGUUGUUAUAAUGGACUCUUGACAAAAUCCAUUAAUCACUUACUUGAAGGAGAAGCAGAAAUGGUUAACAGUACACUCCAAAACUUGGAGGAAAACUUGCUCUUGUGUUUGUAUCUAAAUUUGACUUUUUGUUCUUUUGUUUGCUGGAGCUCAUUAAAUGAAACGAUUUGUUCAAA